CGUAUUGAUUGGUUUAGAUUCGACCAAUGAGAGCGCACCUUGAACCGCCACUAAACACAUUUUCAAUUUGAAAUCCAAACGGCUACGGAACAGUGCUGUAUUGGGGUGUGUUGUUUAUUUCGUGUAUAAAAGAAUUGAGCACGAUCUAUGAACAAAGAGAAUACAUCAUCUCGUCUCCCAGUCAUGUCUGGGAAACGUGCCCUCACCUCUAGCUCGGACGGGGAGCAACAGCCUGCGCAGAAGAAAAUGCGCAAGGUGGACACAGAGCCGCCUCAGAGGUUCAGACCGGCUAGUGUUGUGCCAGCAAGACGUCCUGUGCCUGUCAAAGCUCCUGUAGCCAAACCUCUUCGUCCAACUGGAGCUGCAACAGUGGCUCUUGCCCCAUCAAGAGGUGAACAAAAGAAACCAAUUGCAGCGGUUGCUAAAGCACCUGCAGGUUCAGCUGCAUCACGAAGGCCCGCAUGGGACCUGAAGGGUAAAGUCAGUGACAUGGAGACCAAGGUCCAAAACUACCAGAGCAAAGUGAAAACUGUAAACCAGGAGAAUGAAAAUCUAAAAGAUUCCAUAACAAAAGUCCAAAAGCGUGAAGCUGAAAUAAAAGAGGAAAAUAACAGCCUCAAAAGGCGCCUCAGGGACUGUGAAGAAGAGCUGGUAAAGCUGGCUACUGUAAAGGACGACCUGGAGCAGACGUCUAAAGAAAGAGAUGAGUUUCAGAAAAAAUUCAACAGGCUUACCGAGGAGCACAAGGUUUUGGAAGGGCUCAGGGACCAUCUGGAGUCUGAGCUCCGCAAUGUGCAGACUCAGCUCUCCAUUCAGACCUCCGCAUUGGGCCGGUGUCAGGACAGUUUGAAGGAGAGUCAGGAGAUGGUCAGGAACCUUGAAGAGACCGUGACCCGUCAACGAGAAGAGCUUCAUUUUGGAGAAAUGGAGCGAAGGAAACUCCACAACACCAUUCAGGAACUGAAAGGUAACAUCAGAGUCUUUUGUAGGGUCCGCCCAUUGCUGACCGGGAAUCAGUCGGAUGUUCCACAUAUCCAGUUGCCGGCGCAUGAUAACAAGGCUCUUACGCUGGCCAAAAUGGAGGAGUCACAUACAGGUCGCACAGCCGAUACACAGAAAAGCUAUAACUUCAGCUUCGAUCGUGUGUUUGGGCCACGCACUACUCAAAGUGAUGUUUUCGAAGAGAUUUCCUUGUUGGUGCAAUCUGCUUUGGAUGGGUACAACGUUUGCUGCUUCGCUUACGGCCAAACCGGCAGCGGGAAGACCUUUACUAUGGAGGGGGGUGAUAUGGAGGAAAAAUGGGGUGUUAUUCCUCGUGCCGUCCAGCAGAUAUUUAAGUGUGCCAAAGCACUCAGUGAGCAAGGAUGGAAGUAUACCUUCACUGCCAGCUUUGUGGAGAUCUACAACGAGACUCUUCGAGACCUUCUGUAUACGGGAAAACCAAAUAAGAGACCCGAGCAUGAGAUCAGAAAGGUCUCCAACAAUGAGAUCACAGUUACUAACCUGACCUACCAAAAAGUCAACAAUGAGGAUGAGGUACAGAAUUUGAUCAUGUUGGCAAACCAAAACCGUUCGACUGCGCGCACCGGCAUGAACGAUCAUUCCUCUCGGUCUCACUCUGUGUUCCAGCUAGACAUAGAGGGAGAAAACACUGAUCGAGACACCAAAUGCAAAUCCACACUGUGUCUGGUGGACUUGGCUGGAAGUGAAAGGGUACAGAAGAGUCAGUCACAAGGAGAACGCUUCAAAGAAAUGACCGCCAUCAACUCUUCUCUCACUAACUUGGGGAUUGUGAUUGCAGCUUUGGCCAACAAGGACAGCUUUGUUCCCUACCGUAACUCAAAGCUCACCUACCUUCUGCAAAACUGCCUUGGCGGAAACAGCAAAACUUUGAUGUUUGUCAAUAUAUCACCUGAGGAAGAGAGCUUUGGUGAGAGUCUGAAUUCUCUGCGGUUUGCCAGCAAGGUGAAUGACUGUGUCAUUGGAACAGCUUCGGCUAAUCGGAAGUAAUUUUAGCCAUGAUUUUUCUAAACUCAACUGUUGUCUUUUUUGUAAAUGUUUUUAACUUUUUAUCUGAUUCUGUCAUUUAUACAUCUUUAACCUCUCUGCUUUGUGAAAUAUUUUUAUAUAUGUGAUGCAUUUUAAUGUACUGUUUAAUUGCCAUACCAGUUUUUAUCCGUUUUUCAACCAUCAAAUGCAUAUUGUAAGAAAGCUUGUAAGUGAACUCAAUAAAUGUUCCAUAUUUGGCACUUUUUGGCAAGUGGACAAAGUUUGGAAACUCAUUUA
Messenger RNA from Paramisgurnus dabryanus, 2286 nucleotides. RefSeq names its product kinesin family member C1 (gene kifc1). Gene Ontology annotation, molecular function: microtubule binding; ATP binding; microtubule motor activity. Gene Ontology annotation, biological process: microtubule-based movement. NCBI's taxonomy places the organism in Eukaryota, Metazoa, Chordata, Actinopteri, Cypriniformes, Cobitidae. The record is from RefSeq and is a predicted model, not a curated record.